GUUCCACACAAGUACACAACCCCAUCUGCCUCUGCCAAAAUAUAUAUUUAACAAAUAAAUAAAUAAAACGCAAACACUGUCAGUCAUUAAAACCAUUUUAUUAUUUUUCUAUUUUAUUGAGCAUGUUUGCUGUCCCGUCAGUUCCGCUCUUUCUCUUCCUAUAGCUAUAACUAUGGAUCCGUUUGCUUGUUAGACUUUUUGAGGGAUCAAGUGGUCAGAGAAAGUGAAAGUUUUGUGGUGUUUUCUUUUCUUUCCUACUGUUCAUCUUUCUUUUUCUUUUUUGGCUUUGGCUGCGGUCCUCAAAACCCUAUUACUCAUACUACUACUUCUACUAGUACUAUUACUACUGGUGUUUCAUUCUACCACAAAACCCAAUCCCAAUCUCAAUCUACAGAAAUGCAGUUCUCCCUCUCUGGCUUGGCUCUUUAUUAAUUACAGCUUUGAAUUUUGGUUGGAGUUGCUCUUGGUGUUGUACUAUAAUAACUCAAGGGACUUGCUGCUUUAGAACUGAAAGGAUAUCUAGAUGCUGCUGUAUGCAUUGCAUACUUCAUUUUGUGAUCUGUAGCCAUGUUGUGAAAAGCAGCCUGUGAUUUUUGAGAUGGAAUCGUCAACAAUAUUUAUUCAAUAAGCUCAUAUCCUACAAAAGGUUGGCUGUCAUUACUGUCUCGGAGUUUCUUUUUAACAGGAACCUCAUGGAUCUCCUUGAUAUAAAGGCAAGUGAAAUAGAAAACAAUGUUGGGCACCCUUCUUCUCCGAAGAAGCCUAUUCUUGUGGGGAAGGGGAAUAGCAUCUGUGACAAUGAAUUAACCAAUGCAAGUGUUGGGCUGCAGAAACAAGGGUAUGAUGAUCAUGAAAUUAAUAGUUGCAAAACUGAAAAUUUGCAAGGAAUUGAAAGGAAUGAUCACCUUUCUUCCUCAGAUUGUACAAAGGAAACUAUUGAUGAUUUGCGGCCAUCUUAUAUUAUUUCUACAAAGAGAAAUUUAGUCGUUGAGAAACAAAUAUUUGCUGAUGGAUCAUCCAUGGUGUUGCCCUAUUGUAAUGGAGUCAAAGGUGAUGAGACUCCAAGGAACUGUAAAGCAUCUCCUAAAGCAAUUACUCCUUUAAAGAAAACUUCCAUGAACAGUGAUGCUAGCUUAGACAUUAGACAACCCCUUGAAAGUGACUUGCAUGUUGGAAUGAAUAUGUAUUGGCUUAAUACAGGUGAAAGUGGAUUGAAGUCUGGGAUGCAGGCAACCUUUUCUGAUAAGCAAGGAAAAACUGAGUCAUCAUCUUCAAAUUCAUCACACAUCAUUCUUCCUGCUUCUUCAAAUGAUAGCUGUCAGGAAACAUCAUUCGAUAUCCACUCAUGUAAGCUUAUCAAAAUCAAUGGUAGGGAUUCUUCCAGUUGCACUGAUUUCAAGAGUAAUGUUAAAGGGCCAGCAACUGGAAACUUACAACCUGGUUUUGUGGUAUGUAAUCCUGAAGAGAAGCUGGAAAACACUAUUUCACCUGGAAAACAGUGCAAUUUGGGUAAAGUUACUGAAACCCUUGACAGUGUUAGAACAAGUAGCGAUAAUGUGGCAGGCAUAAGUUCAGACAACUAUGUUACAAUGGAGAAUAUUGAUAGUUUGAAUUCUGAUAGUUUUAAGAAAGAAAAGACUGAGAAAGGGGCUCAUGGUAAAGCAGCCCAUGAGGAUGCCGUGGGGGUGCCUCCAAGAGUUGCAAAAGAGGUGGAUCAAGAGUUUGAGGCAACAGGAAGCUCUUCUUCUGUGGAAGGAAGAAACAACGACAUGAUUCGUAGGAGCUUUAUUGAUUCAGUAGAUUCAAAUAGGAAAAGCUGCUUAUCAGAAACUGUAUCUGUAAUCCAGCAGUGCAAAAGUCAAGAUAAAUCAUUCACCUUUUGUUCCCUUAAACGGGUGUUAGAAACAAGAACAAUGACAAGAAAUGAAAGCUUGUGCUCUGAGGUGAAAGAACCAUUACCGGACAUGGGUUGUAAAGUGAUUCAUGAAGUUAGUGAUGGUCCUCAUGGACAGGAAUUGUCAUAUCGAACCAUGAAAGCUGUAGGUUUAAUGUCCCAUAAUCAUAUUGGGCAUCUCUCCCGAAUUGAUCUUAAUGAAGAUGUCAUGGAACAUGGUGUGGACUAUGCUGAACAAUUUGGGAAAGAAACUCUACGUGAUCCUGCGAGAAAUGUGUCGAAGCCAAAACCAGUGGUAGCUAAAUCUGGAGUUCCUUUAUACGUUCCACGGCCCAAAGUACAGAAAGAAUUGGAACUAGGUGGUUGGAGGGGGUCUGCUGCAAAUAGUGCUUUCCGACCAACUUCAAUUACCCAGAAAUGCAUUGAAUAUAAUAAGGCAUCAUCCACCAAUGAUGAGAAAGAGUAUGAAAAACAAUCCUUCGAUAAUAGUAUUGACCUCAAUGUUGCAGCUACAGGAGUUGAUUUUGAUGUUGACUCCUUCCAUGAUAAACCUUCUCUGGCAGAGUCAAGCUUCCCUUCAAAUAUGGAAGUGGGAUCAAGGCAAGCAAGAACAUUAGAUUUUGAUCUCAAUUGUGUUGAUGGAAAUGAUGACCCUCAUCAAUCAUCUCUUGCAACUUCCUUAUCUGUAAGAAAUUUUGAUUUGAAUGACAACCCAACUUCUGUGGAUAGUCCCAGCUUCAUUCUCAAUCCAGCUUCAUUCUCAAGACACUUUAAUCAAGCUAACAAAACUUUCAGAAGCAGGGGAUCGGAUAGUCCUCCAGUUUCGUCUGUGGAAAAUCCAAAGCAGCAAGAUUUUAGAAGUCUUAGAUCCACUUAUUCUGCAGAUUUGAGUUCUAUGACAGGCUUUGUCCCUGGUCACGUUCAACCAUUUCUGGUUGCAACACCUCAUAUGCUUCCAUCCAACGAACAACUGCAGAGGAUCACUUUCCUGCAACCGCAGUUGGCUUAUGCACAACAGCCACCCCAUGCCUUCCGGGUUGACCAAAAAGACAUCUUAUCUUCAACUGCAGGCACUCAUAAUGUCAUUCCAUACAUGAUAGAUCCUCAUUCAACUACCAUCCUAUCACAAGUACUAGGCUCUGGUGGGUUCCCUGCCUUUCCUGGUGGCCCACAAUGUUUCCAGGUUUCUCAUGGAUCAGGCCCCAGCAACAUAGAAAUGACAAGGCCUAAUAGUAUUGAUAUAUACAAUGGAAUGAAUAAUGGUCUGGAGAAUAUGACCAGGGGAACAAAUGGUGGCCAACUUUAUAUGCCAUCAAGUAAUUCAGCAUCGGAAGAACAGAUGAAGAGUUUCCAGCAAGUUGGCCUCUUUCCCACAGGAAUGAAGAGGCGGGAACCAGAAGGGGGAUGGGAUUCUUCUCAGCUUAGCUUUAGACAGAUGACUUGGCGCUAAGGUUUCUCCAUGGCCUUAAUAAUCUUGUUUUUGCAGAUUGCCAGUCAAAACUAUUUAUUAAGCUGUAGUUUACAUCUGAUUCUCAUAGUUACAGUUGUUUAACCUUACUACCUUAGUUAAGAGAGCAAGAAAGCAUCAUAAGUAAUGGGGUUGAGUAUGAUAUGUUUUGACGUAUGAUUCUUUUGCAUUAUCUAAUUCUCGGUUCUUAUAGGAAAGGCUUCUGUACAUGUCAGUUUUUUAUUUAGUGAAUGUAAAUCACUUUGGUUAGAUAGUUUUUAUCUUCCACUAAAAGUAGUCGUGGAUGUUUUAACGA
Messenger RNA from Humulus lupulus (European hop), 3657 nucleotides. RefSeq lists its product as uncharacterized. Lineage: Eukaryota; Viridiplantae; Streptophyta; Magnoliopsida; Rosales; Cannabaceae. Bases 693 to 3344 code for a protein of 883 amino acids. The record is from RefSeq and is a predicted model, not a curated record. The transcript is spliced from 2 exons.